AUGGCUUCAGGGAAUCGGUUAUCGCGUGAGGAAAAAGGAAAAGAUAUAGCUACUUCGCCGAGCCCUGCUAGGGAUGCGGACGGGGGUCCGUUGGACGAUUUUGACAUAAUCCAUCGUGACGCUCUGCGGGAUACGGAGAACAUGAGCCUUUCCCAGCGUCUUUUGGUCGCUGACGCCCAUAGGCAGUUUCGCGAAGAAAUCGAAGAAAACGCUGAGGACGAGGAUAGAGAGGCGAGUGGUUCUGAAGCGCCUAGCCUAGUCGUAAGACCCAGGAGACGGGCUCAUCGGAGGGCUCGUUUCGACCAGUCAGACCGUCUUCCCGCACCGAGAAGUGUUCCGUUCGACGAAGUAGACUGCCGCCCUGUGAUAUACCACCCCGGUGGGAUUUUCGAAGAACUACCUUUGCUGCCUCCCGAAGCGUUACGCGACCCGCGAGUUCAAUCGUGGGGAAACGUUUUCAGUUCCUGUUCUUCCAACGAGGCCGUGAAGAAUUUGCUAAGGGAGAAUGGUGGCGCUGGAGUCACCUUCCUUAUUCCGUCAACCGAGCAGCGGCCGUGGUCGCCACCAGUUGGUUACCAAUGCGUGUACGAAUCUUACUUCAAGGAUCAGACGAAGCUCUGGUUCCCAAUCCCCAGAUUGAUCACGUCUUACGCGUUUCGUCGGGACAUCGCCAUUUCUCAGCUGCUGAACGGGUCGCUGCGCAUAGCCGUCAUGUUGAUGGUUAUGGCAGCGGAGAUGGAUGUUUCGAUGAGCGUGAGGGUGUUCGAGGAGCUGACUUUCACGAAGGCGGAGCCAAACGGGAUCUUUUCAAUAAAGAUGCGAGCGAGUUACAACGUUUUGACGGGUCAUCCCAACAAGACGCAAGAUUGGCAACGCGCAUACUUCUACAUUAAGUCCGACGAGCAUGCCUUCGAGGAGCCGCUGGGGGACGAUUAUCGCGUUUUAUGGAAUCAGCAACUUGUUCGUCAUCCCAAUACGAUUGCCUAUCCCGAGAAAUUCUUCGAAACUGCCCAACUGAUCGCGACGCAUAGUCAUCUCAGGUGGCCGGAUCUUAGUCGGGAGUGGAUACGUCGGCAGCAACCUAGGAUCGCUAGAGUUGACUGGGAAUCGAGACUUCCUUGUGUACUCGGUCCCCGCAAAUCACGUCUAUCCCUGUUUACUCGGAAACAACAAAAGCUCCUCAACAAAGCUAGAAAGAUGGAGGGAGUUCCCGACUUGAGUGCCCUGUUGAAAGGGAAGCUUCAAAUGCUCUCAACGAAGUCGUCUUCUGCCGGUGCCUCAGAGGUCAAGCCUGUUCCCGCAGAUGGAGAUGCGAACUCUGAGCCGCCAGCUCAAAGUUCCCCAAAAAAGAAGGCCAAUAAGGCCAAGAAAAGGAGUGUCCCUUUGGAGGAGGCACCAUCCUCUGCUGAUGCCUCUGAAGUCGCGGCUAAGAAGAAGAAGAAGAAAAAGGAGAGCAAGAAAAGGUCUCGUGAGGAGGCUUCUGUUGAGGUUUUGGAGACCUCAACUGCCGCGGGGGAUGAUGAUGCGGAAAGAAACGAUCCAACCGAUUCUACUCGGGGAUCAUCUGAGGAACGUCCCAAGAAGAGAUCGAAGAAAACGACCGCGGAAGACGAUGGGACUUCUGCUCCCGGGAUCCCUUCUAGAAGUGGGGGACCGGCUACCGAAACCGGAGAUGGCUCACGGGAUGAAUCUUCGUUGAGUAGGGGAGCCCCUUCUUCUUCUGCGAGGAAGACGGGUGUUGAAAGCGGAGGUUCGCUUCCGCAGAAGGCGGGAGGAGGAAGAGGAUUUUCGGAUCGCGUAGAGUUCCUUUACGACGAGGACUCCAUCCGUGGCGGGACCAAAGAGUUGCCGCCGAUCGACGACUUGUACUUCAAAAAGGAGUACAUUGACGCGGCUAUGGCGAGCAAACGGAGCGAUGGGAGUAUGAACUAUCUUGUUGAGAAGUACGAUAGUACCCUCAAGCAGACGAUGGUUCAGCUAGGCGCGUCGGAAAAACUUGCGCGGACCCGACUAGGCGUGAUAGAGAGGUUACGCGCUGAGAACAAGAAGGCUAGCGACAAGGGGGCCAAGGAGAAGGAAGUCCUCCGGGUCAAAUUUGCAGAGCUAGAAGACAAGUUAAAGUCUGAUCGUUUUGCAAAAAAGGAUGCUUUACGCGAGAAGGCUCGUCUGGAGCGGUUGGUUGCUUCUCUUGAGAAGGAGAAAACUGAGUUAGAGGGGGAGAGGGAUGCCGUUGUUGGAACGUUGGUCAAGGAGAGGGAACGCUUGAGGAACUCUAGGAUUCAGGAGGUUACUCGUGAAAGAAUCAGAGUCCAGACCGCUAUGGCAGACAAAUCUACUCGCUCUUUUGGCCGAGUAAAGGGCUAUCUGGACCAUCUUAACGCGUUGGAGAGGGCCAAGAGUUUAUACGGGCAAGCUUCGGGAACCAAGAAGUGUCUUGAGAUGAUAAGAGAUAGCGGCACGGCGAUCCCGCAGGAAAUGAUAGACAUCUUCUCGGAGCAAGAGAAGUUGCACGAGGCUCAGGUCGCUAAACUUCGCCUCGAUCUGUUCUCAGAAGCUGAUUUCGCCCUCUCUCCACUCAACCUCCCUUCUCGGUUCGUAAGCGAGGAACUGAUGGGGACUCUUGAUCCGUACGGGUCGAAUGUUGGUCUGAUUGGCCAUGAAUCGGCUUCCCAACUGAUUACUUCUCGUGAGGCCGCUGACGACCCUAUUGACGAGCCAAUGAUUGAUAUUUCAUCUGCUUUGUCAAAGCGCGUCACUGUCCCUAAAGGAACUGCGGUAGAGGAGCGUCCCGAAGAGAACGACCCCGAAGUAGGCGGCAGUGCGGCUCAAGAGGGAACAGGGGAUGUAGCCGUUGAAGACCCGGUCUUAGUUUCCUCGUCUGAGGAACGAGAAGACGACGAGGGGGGCAAUCAGGAAGAGGACAGGUCAUCUCCGGCGCUUAUCGAAGAAGCGGCUUUGAACCCGUCGGCCCCGGACCCUCCUGCGCAGAUUGAAGUCCUCAACACUCACAUUGCUGAAGGGACUAUGGAGUCGCCUGACCUGGAUGUAUCGAACAAGGAUGAUCAAGACGCGGUUGCUUGA
Molecule: messenger RNA, 3081 nt
Organism: Brassica rapa (field mustard)
Lineage: Eukaryota; Viridiplantae; Streptophyta; Magnoliopsida; Brassicales; Brassicaceae
Product: meiosis-specific protein ASY2
Source: RefSeq, a predicted model, not a curated record